UAGAUGGCGAGAGGAGCGGGAGGCUUCGAGUGAGGGAAAAGCCCUCGCGGCGGGGAGGCGGCGGCACCCGAGAGGCGGGCAGGGCUGGAGCACAUAACUACAUUUGCCAUGGUGGAGAUGUUGCUGAAAACAGCAUGGGAUUUCAAUGCAUGAUCACGGAGCUCCACACAGUUUUGUUGCUUAAAGCUGCUUCAAUGGACCACAUUCAUGGAGCUUGGAAGGCUCUUACUGAUGGAAUUGGAUUAAAGGAUUCUGUCUUCAAUGGAUCCAGCUGUAUUUCACCUACCAUUGUUGAACAGUUUGGUUAUCAGCGCAGAGCAUCUGAUGAUGGGAAACUUUUAGAUUCCUCCAAGACAAGUAAUACUAUUCGUGUUUUUUUGCCUAACAAGCAACGCACAGUGGUAAAUGUACGUAAUGGAAUGACUCUUCAUGACUGUCUCAUGAAAGCACUCAAAGUUAGAGGUCUGCAGCCAGAAUGCUGUGCUGUUUUUCAAUUACUUAGUGAACACAGAGGUAAAAAAGCACGAUUGGAUUGGAGUACAGAUGCGGCAUCCUUGAUUGGAGAAGAAUUGCAAGUUGACUUCCUUGAUCAUGUUCCACUCACAACACAUAACUUUGCACGGAAAACAUUUCUGAAGCUUGCAUACUGUGACAUCUGUCAGAAGUUUUUAUUAAAUGGAUUCCGAUGUCAAACCUGCGGUUACAAAUUCCAUGAACACUGCAGCACAAAAGUUCCAACUAUGUGCGUGGACUGGAGCAAUGUCCGGCAACUCUUAUUGUUUCCACAUUCAAAUGUUGGUGAUAGUGGUAUCUCAGCACCUCCUUUGAUGACUCGGCGAAUACGUGAAUCUGUGUCUCGGAUGCCUGUUAAUUCUCAGCAUAGAUAUUCUACUCCUCAUGUCUUCACAUUCAGUGGAACAAAUCCUUCUCCUGAAUGUUCUCUUUCUCAAAGACAGAGAUCUACAUCUACCCCAAAUGUCCACAUGGUCAGUACUACUAUGCCUGUGGAUAACCGGAUAAUUGAGGAUGCUAUACGUAGUCACAGUGAAUCUGCAUCACCACCAGCUAUGUCAGGAAGCCCCAACAAUACAAGUCCAACAGGAUGGUCACAGCCCAAAACACCGGUUCCGGCUCAGAGAGAGCGAGCUGCAGGAGCUAAUCCACAAGAAAAAAAAAUAAGACCCCGUGGACAGAGGGAUUCAAGUUAUUAUUGGGAAAUAGAAGCAAGUGAAGUUAUGCUCUCAACCAGAGUCGGAUCAGGAUCGUUUGGAACAGUUUAUAAAGGAAAGUGGCAUGGAGAUGUAGCAGUAAAGAUACUGAAGGUUGUCGAUCCAACCCCAGAACAAUUUCAAGCCUUUCGAAAUGAAGUAGCUGUAUUAAGGAAAACUCGACAUGUUAAUAUUCUACUAUUUAUGGGCUAUAUGACUAAAGAUAAUCUGGCCAUUGUCACACAGUGGUGUGAAGGAAGUAGCCUCUAUAAGCACCUGCAUGUUCAGGAGACCAAGUUUCCAAUGUUACAGCGUAUUGAUAUUGCAAGACAGACAGCACAAGGAAUGGACUACUUGCAUGCAAAGAAUAUAAUACACAGAGACAUGAAAUCAAAUAAUAUAUUUCUUCAUGAAGAUCGAACAGUGAAGAUAGGAGACUUUGGUUUGGCAACAGUCAAAUCCAGAUGGAGUGGUUCUCAACAGGUAGAACAGCCUACAGGAUCUGUUCUCUGGAUGGCACCAGAAGUAAUUCGAAUGCAAGAUAGCAACCCAUUCAGCUUUCAAUCAGAUGUCUAUUCUUACGGAAUAGUACUAUAUGAACUGAUGACAGGAGAGUUACCCUAUUCACAUAUUAACAACAGAGAUCAGAUCAUUUUCAUGGUUGGUCAUGGCUGUGCAUCACCUGAUCUCAGUAAACUAUACAAAAACUGUCCAAAAGCUAUGAAGAGGCUUGUAGCAGAUUGUGUGAAAAAAGUGAGAGAAGACAGACCUCUUUUUCCACAGAUACUGUCUUCCAUUGAACUGCUGCAACAUUCUUUACCUAAAAUUAACCGAAGUGCUUCAGAACCUUCUCUGCAUCGUGCAACUCAUACCCAGGACAUAAAUUCAUGCACUCUGACUUCAACAAAGUUACCUGUGUUUUAGGAGAUCCAUGUGCAGUGUUCACAGUUCUCCCCAGUAACAGUUAUUUAUAGCAGUUGUGUUUUGAAAGCUCCAAUCUACAGAAUCGAAUAGCCAGCGUGGGAUUCACCUGGAUGCCAAUUUUAAGAGUGAGCUGCUAUGAAUUUCUACUGUUUUAAGCCUACAGGGACAAAACUCCAUGUUGCCUUUUUCUACAGUUUAUCAUAUGGAAAUAGUGCACGGACUAUAUACAAGAAGUUCUAUUGCUAUUUUUUAUAGAUGCACUUGAGCCUUAUUUUUUCCCCAUAUGCAAAAACAUGAAAAGGACAGAGGAACAAAAAGAGUAUUACUUCCUGGUUUCAACUCUUGCAUUCUGCUGAACAAACUGUUAUUUUUGUAUAGCAACAGCAUUUGAGAAAAGGCAACGCAGAUGGUGCUGCUUUUCUUAUACCUUAAGAACAUUCUGGCUUGGAGAUAUCAUAACUAAAACACCAAUUUGUAAAGAUGACUUAAGGGAAGAGGGAAAUGCAAGUUGAUGGAAGUGUCCCCUACUGAGUAUUUGUCAUAAUCACUUAAUAUUGGUGGUUAAAGUUUCAUCACUACAAGUAAUUUUGCACAUAGGAGAAAAAAAAUCAUUUUAAGAUGAGAUGUAUAUUCUAACUAGUACUACUCGUCAGAGGCUGGCACAAGCUUGCUACAAUCUUCAUAAGGUAACAUAAGAAAAUUAUUGGGUACUUCGGACUUGUUUCUUGCAUCACCUGGAGUGUCCAGUGAGAAAUGAUAGUUUUGUGGGAGGAGAAGAAAAACUAAAUAAGUAAUGUCAAUAUAUUUCUGCAAAACAAGCAGCCUUUAGACUGUUUGAAAAAACUUUUUUUCUGAGAUGCACUAUAAGGAAAUUUGGCAUAUACAGGAUUUUCCCUUGCUGAUUUGGGUUUUAAUUUGUUUUUAUUGUUCCUGAGAGAAAAACAUUUAUUGUAAACCCAGGUUCUUCUGAUUAUCUUAUUUUAAUAAAUAAAUUAAAUUUAA
This is a messenger RNA of Candoia aspera, 3134 nucleotides long. RefSeq names its product Raf-1 proto-oncogene, serine/threonine kinase (gene RAF1). Gene Ontology annotation, biological process: Ras protein signal transduction; protein phosphorylation. The record is from RefSeq and is a predicted model, not a curated record. The coding region runs from base 135 to 2132 and encodes 665 amino acids. NCBI's taxonomy places the organism in Eukaryota, Metazoa, Chordata, Lepidosauria, Squamata, Candoiidae. Gene Ontology annotation, cellular component: cytoplasm. Gene Ontology annotation, molecular function: ATP binding; protein kinase activity. The transcript is spliced from 18 exons.